Molecule: messenger RNA, 1204 nt
Organism: Saccostrea echinata
Lineage: Eukaryota; Metazoa; Mollusca; Bivalvia; Ostreida; Ostreidae
Product: erlin-2-B-like
Exons: 12
Coding region: 86-1090 (334 amino acids)
Biological process (GO): SREBP signaling pathway
Cellular component (GO): endoplasmic reticulum; endoplasmic reticulum membrane
Molecular function (GO): cholesterol binding; ubiquitin protein ligase binding
Source: RefSeq, a predicted model, not a curated record
CUAAAAUUGAAAGUUGAGGAAGCGUGAUUUCGCUAUUUCACCAUUUCGGAUUUCAAAUCGCCUGUUAUUUUUAAAAAAGUGAAACAUGUCUCAGCCAGGCUUAAUUGGAAUGGGUGUGGCCAUUGGGAUGGCAGCACUCUUUGUCAACUUCUCAAUCCACAAAAUUGAGGAGGGUCAUGUUGGUGUUUAUUACAGAGGUGGAGCUUUACUUUCUUCAACAAGUAAUCCAGGAUACCACUUUAUGAUUCCAUUUAUAACAAGCUUCAGAUCAGUACAGACAACUUUACAGACAGAUGAAGUAAAGAAUGUACCUUGUGGAACCAGUGGUGGAGUAAUGAUUUACUUUGAUCGAGUGGAAGUGGUGAACAAACUAGAUUCCUAUGCUGUGUAUGACAUGGUCCGUAAUUAUACUGCAGACUAUGAUAAGACUCUGAUCUACAACAAGAUCCACCAUGAACUGAACCAGUUCUGUAGUGUUCACAAUCUACAGGAAGUCUACAUAGACCUUUUUGAUCAAAUAGAUGAAAAUCUCAGAACAGCUUUACAGAAGGACCUGACCACCAUGGCCCCUGGUCUACACGUACAAGCUGUCAGAGUCACAAAGCCAAAGAUCCCAGAAGUCAUCAGAAAGAAUUACGAGGCCAUGGAAGCAGAGAAGACAAAACUGUUAAUAUCUAUACAGAAGCAAAAAGUUAUAGAGAAGGAGGCAGAAACUGAGAGAAAAAAGGCUGUGAUAGAGGCAGAGAAGAAAGCACAAGUGUCCAAAAUAGAAUGGGAACAAAAAAUCACUGAAAAGGAAUCACAGAAGAGGAUUUCUCAGAUUGAAGAUGAUACCCAUGUUGCAAAAGAGAAGGCAAAAGCAGAUGCAGAAUUUUAUAAAGUUCAGAAGGAGAUAGAAGCUAAUGCAAAAAAACUGUCCAAGGAAUAUUUGGAAUACACAAGAUAUCAAUCCAUUGCACAAAACACCAAGAUAUACUUUGGUAACAGCAUUCCUGACAUGUUCAUGGAUCCAGUGAUGUCUGCUGCUGCAGCCUCAGUCCAGGAGCAGAAGUCUACGACAGAUUCAAAGGAGCCAAAGAAGAAGGCAUAAUUUGAACAAUACCAGUAUUAUUGGCAGCAUCGGGUUGUCUGUGAUAAAUUUUUCAGGAAUAAGUUUUAUCAACAAGUCAGAAUUUACUUCAUUUUGCUUUCUACGUGAAGGCCA